This is a messenger RNA of Anthonomus grandis grandis, 318 nucleotides long. RefSeq lists its product as uncharacterized. The coding region runs from base 1 to 318 and encodes 105 amino acids. The transcript has 2 exons. Lineage: Eukaryota; Metazoa; Arthropoda; Insecta; Coleoptera; Curculionidae. The record is from RefSeq and is a predicted model, not a curated record.
AUGUGUAUCAGGAUAUUCCGGAAAUUAGGUGAUUCUGCUUUGAAUUCUUUGGUUAAUGUGCAACAACAUGGAUUUCUACCAGAUGCCUCAACUGUCACCAACCUCAGCACUUUGACUGAGGCAGCUGCCAAUGCAGUAGAUAGCCAAGAGCAGCUAGAUGUUGUCUUGACAGAUUGUGCAAAGGCUUUUGAUCGGGUUGACCAUGGGCUGUUGGUGAAUAAGUUGGGUAAAUUUGGUUUCUCGCUGAAAGCAUGUAGGUUUAUGGUAUCUUAUCUUACCGGAAGGCCUCAGCAAGUUAAAGUUGGUAAAAAAUUGUGA